Rhinolophus ferrumequinum (greater horseshoe bat) is the source of this 2202-nucleotide messenger RNA. Its product is annotated as disintegrin and metalloproteinase domain-containing protein 20-like. Lineage: Eukaryota; Metazoa; Chordata; Mammalia; Chiroptera; Rhinolophidae. The record is from RefSeq and is a predicted model, not a curated record. Gene Ontology annotation, cellular component: external side of plasma membrane; sperm head plasma membrane; plasma membrane. Gene Ontology annotation, biological process: proteolysis; male gonad development. Gene Ontology annotation, molecular function: metalloendopeptidase activity.
AUGGCUGCAUAUGGUGGCUCCAUAAUGGCUGUGGGUGUUGUCCUGGUGCAUGAGAAGAUCACUCUUUUGCUGCUCUGGAGGGGGGUAUUUCUGUUCCUUCCUGGAUGGUCCCAGGUAGGGCACUCUCAAGGUUAUAGUUCCCCAGAGGUGGUGAUUCCCAUGAGACAUGCCAACAGCAUGAAGCCUCCAGGCUGGCUCUCUUACAGACUGCAUUUUGGGGGCCAGAGACACAUUGUCCACAUGAAGGUCAACAAGCAUUUGCUGUCCAGACACCUGCCAGUGUUCACCUACACAGACCAGGGCGCUCUUGUUGAGGACCAGCCUUUUGUCCAGAAUGACUGCUACUAUCAUGGGUAUGUGGAGGGGGACCCAGAAUCCCUGGUUGCCGUCAGUACCUAUUUUGGGGGCUUUCAAGGAAUAAUACAGACAAAUGACAUUGUUUAUGAAAUCGAACCCGAAAGGCUUUCUACUACAUUUGAACAUCUCAUAUAUAAGACGAGCAGUGAGGAGACACAGUUCCCACCCAUGAGAUGUGGAUUAACAGAUGAAGAAAUAGCACGACAAUUGAAGCUACGAGAGAGCGUUAGUUAUACUUUGAAGCAGAGUGCCUAUGAAAGCUGGUGGACACACAAGAUGUUUCUUGAACUGGCGGUGGUAGUGGAUUACAAUCGAUAUCUGCAUAUCAAAAGUAACACCUCAAAUGUACACAACGAAGUAUGCCUUGUUGUCAAUUAUGUAAAUAACCUUUUACAAUCACUGAAUAUUUAUGUGAUUUUAAUGGGAAUUGAGAUAUGGACUGAAGGAAACUCCAUUCCAAUAGAUACCAUAAAAGGUCUCCUAGCAGGAUUUUGCCAGUGGAAGAAAAGUGGCUUUAAUAACCGUUUGCCUCAUGAUGCUGCAAAUAUAUUGGUAAAGAAAGGAUAUGGUAUUGAUCUUGGUUUAGCCUAUGCUGGAACAAUAUGUAACAUUCAAUAUAACUGUGGAGUUACUAGUUUCAUGAGUGACAAUUUGUGUGACAUUGCAUUUAUUGUGUCACAUGAGAUCGGUCAUAUUUUGGGUAUGUCGCAUGAUGGUAAAAAAUGUGAAUGUGGGCAUAAAACAUGCAUAAUGUUUGCAAAACAAUCAUCCACUACUAAAUUCAGCAACUGCAGUUAUGCUCAGUUCAUGGACACCGUUGCAAAACAAAAAUGUUUAUACCUUUCAUCAAAUACAGAGAACAUGUUCACACUUACUGUGUGUGGAAAUGGUGUGGUUGAAGAAGGAGAAGAGUGUGACUGUGGUGCUUUACAUUUGUGUAUAAAAGAUCCAUGUUGGCAGUCUAACUGCACGCUGACACCUGGGGCUGCUUGUGCUUUUGGGCUUUGUUGCAAAGACUGCCAGAUCACGCCAUCAGGCAAUGUGCGUAGAAAAGAGGAAAACGCAUGUGAUCUUCCAGAGUGGUGCAAUGGGAUAUCCCAUCACUGUCCAGAAGAUGUGUAUGUGCAGGAUGGAAUCCCGUGCCUGGGCGGUGGCUACUGCUAUGAAAAGAGAUGCAAUAACUGUGAAGAACAGUGUAAGAAAAUUUUUGGCAAAGAGGCCAAGAGUGCAAAUCAGAGUUGCUACACGAAAGUGAACACCCGAGGUGACCGUUUUGGUCACUGUGGUAUUCAUGACUCUACGUAUGUGCGAUGUAACAUCUCAGACAUCCUGUGUGGGAGGGUUCAGUGUGACGACGUGACAGAAAUCCCCCUUCUGCAAGAUCAUUCUACUGUACAUUGGACUCACUUCAAUAAUGUCACCUGCUGGGGCAUUGACUACCAUCUGGGGAUGGCCAUACCUGACAUUGGUGAAGUGAAAGAUGGAACCCAGUGUGGUGCAGAACAUAUCUGCAUCCAAAGGAAGUGCGUCCCUAUGUCACUUCUGGUAAGUGAUUGUUCACCUGAGACCUGCAAUAUGAAAGGAGUCUGUAACAACAGACAUCAUUGCCACUGCAACUAUGAGUGGGACCCUCCCAACUGCCUGCAAGAUGGCGACGGAGGUAGUAUUGAUAGUGGCCCACCCCCUAGGAGAAAAGAGAAUGCACUGAGGAAAUGGACCAGUUAUCUGCUACUACUUUGGUUUAUUUUCUUUUUUCCUUUAUUGUGCUUAUUAAUAUUGUCUUUUAUGACAGGCAAAAGAAUAGCUAAGGAAAAGGAGGAUGUUCCAACUUCACCCUUAGAAUGA